AUGCAAUUCUCCAAGAUCGCCGCUCCAUUAGCUUUAGCUUCUUACGUCGCUGCUUCUAACGUUACCGUUACCACCGACAUUGUUGUCACUGACUUCACCACCUACUGUCCAGAAUCAACUGCUUUCGUUGUUAACAACAAGACCAUCACCGUCACUGAAGCCACCACUUUAACCAUCACCGGUCCAUGUACCAUCCCAACCACCUACGUCACCACUGAAGCUCCAGCUUCUUCUACUGUCGCUGCCGUCACCACCGCCGCUAACGGUGCUGGUAAGGUUGCUGCUGGUGCCGUUGCCGGUGUCGCCGCUGUUGCCGCUGCUUUAUUCUAA
This is a messenger RNA of Dujonia railenensis, 330 nucleotides long. The record is from the annotation of a GenBank genome assembly. NCBI's taxonomy places the organism in Eukaryota, Fungi, Ascomycota, Pichiomycetes, Serinales, Debaryomycetaceae.